Molecule: messenger RNA, 870 nt
Organism: Malassezia vespertilionis
Lineage: Eukaryota; Fungi; Basidiomycota; Malasseziomycetes; Malasseziales; Malasseziaceae
Gene: NOP15
Product: nucleolar protein
Exons: 1
Coding region: 1-870 (289 amino acids)
Biological process (GO): maturation of LSU-rRNA from tricistronic rRNA transcript (SSU-rRNA, 5.8S rRNA, LSU-rRNA)
Cellular component (GO): nucleolus
Molecular function (GO): RNA binding
Source: RefSeq, a predicted model, not a curated record
AUGCGAACGGCGGUGAAACGGAGCGCGCCGGUGCGCAGUGCUGGUGCACGCAAGCCGAGCCAUGGAAAGGUACCCAUUUCUUCCGCAAGCAAGAGCCGUGCGGCCGCACCUGUAAAGAAAGUGACGCCAUUAGCGCCCAAGCCGAAGAAACGCGUGCGUAUCCACGAAGCGGCGGACAUACUCGAUGCGAAAAAAGCACGCAAAGCAACGGUUGAAUCCGAGGAAGAGGAUGAUGCAACAUUGGAGGGGUUUGAUGAGCCCGAUUCCGACUCCGAAGAUGCGGAAGACGACGUGCUUGCGACGCGCGCAGCGCCGAGCGUCGGGGAGAUUGUGCGCCUGCCAAACAGCCGCGACGACGCGGUCGUCCGCCAGCGCCUCGAUCAGGCCAAGAGCCGGCACGCCGAACGCAGCGAUGGCGAAACCGGUGUUGUGUACAUUGGCCGUCUUCCGCAUGGGUUUUUUGAGACACAGCUCAAGGCCUACUUUUCGCAGUUUGGCGACAUUCGCCGCCUUCGUCUCUCGCGCAACAAAAAGACGGGCCACUCGAAGCACUAUGCGUUUAUUGAGUUUGACGCAAAAGAAGUUGCAGAGAUUGUCGUGGACACAAUGAACAACUACUUGCUGGACGGGCACCUCGUCCAAAUGGCCAUGAUUCCCGAUCGUGACGUGAAUCCAAACAUGUGGAUCGGUGCGAACCGCACCUUCCGCAAGGUGCCGACGGACCGCAUCGAGCGCGUGCGCCGCGCUCGCACACGCACAGCAGCUGAGCGCGAGCGCGUGAACAAGAAGCUUUUGCAGCGCGAGACAAGGCGGCGCGCAAAGCUCGAGCGUUUGGGGAUCGACUACGAUUUCCCUGGAUACCAAACGUAA